Messenger RNA from Triticum turgidum subsp. durum (durum wheat), 1323 nucleotides. The record is from the annotation of a GenBank genome assembly. Lineage: Eukaryota; Viridiplantae; Streptophyta; Magnoliopsida; Poales; Poaceae.
AUGAACCCACACCCUCACCACCACCUGUCCCUGCCGUCUGGGCCUGGCCGCCGCCCCUCCUCUGCGGCGGAGGCGGUGGAGAUGGACCCGCGGGUGUGGCGCCGGCUGCCGCAGCCGCUGCUGGACCGCGUGCUGGCGUGCCUCCCGACGCCGUCCUUCCUCCGCGCCCGCGCCGUCUGCCGCCGCUUCUACCACCUCCUCUUCUCCUCCCCAUUCCUCCACUCUCACCUCCUCCACUCGCCGCACCUCCCCUUCUUCGCCUUCGCCGUCCCCUCCGCCGGCCACCUCCUCCUCCUCGACCCCACCUCCCAGCCGCAGGGACCGUCCUGGUUCCUCCUCCCGCUCCCGAUCCCGGGCCCCGCCGCGGGGUUCUCGCCGGCUGCCGCGUCCGCUGGCCUGCUGGCGUUCCUCUCCGACGCCUCCGGCCAUAAAACGCUGCUCCUCGCCAACCCCAUCACGCGCCUCCUUGCCGCGCUGCCGCUCGGCCCCACGCAGCGCCUCUCCCCCACCGUCGGCCUGGCCGCGGGGUCGACGUCCAUCAUUGCCGUCGUGGCUGGCGACGACCUCGUGUCCCCUUUCGCCGUCAAGAAUAUCUCCGUCGACACCUUCGUCGCCGACGCCGCCUCCGUCCCGUCCUCCGGCUUCUGGGCCCCCAGCUCCCUCCUGCCACGCCUGUCCUCCCUCGAUCCUCGCGCCGGCAUGGCCUUCGCCUCCGGAAGGUUCUACUGCAUGAGCUCGUCGCCGUUCGCGGUUCUCGUGUUCGACGUGGCGGCGAACGUCUGGAGCAAGGUGCAGCCGCCGAUGAGGCGGUUCCUGCGGUCGCCGGCGCUGGUGGAGCUCGGUGGCGGCAGGGAGGGCUCGGGCACCGCAAGGGUGGGGCUCGUCGCGUCCGUGGAGAAGAGCCGUCUCAGCGUGCCGCGGAGCGUGCGCGUCUGGACACUGCGCGGCAGAGGAGCCUCCGGCGGCGGCGGCGGCGCGUGGAGCGAGGUGGCGCGGAUGCCGCAGGACGUGCACGCGCAGUUCGCGGCCGCGGAGGGCGGGCGAGGGUUCGAGUGCGCCGCCCACGGCGACUUCGUCGUGCUCGCGCCCCGCGGCGGGCCGGCAGCCGUGCCGGUGCCGACGACCGUGCUGGUGUUCGACUCGCGCCGCGACGAGUGGCGGUGGGCGCCACCAUGCCCAUACGUCGGGCACGGCAUGGCCGCAGUGGUCAACGGCGGAGGCAACGGGUUCCGGGUCCUCCCGUACGAGCCACGCCUGGCGACGCCGGCCAUCGGCCUUCUGGAUGCCACGACGCCGGUGGCUUUGCAUGGGAUGCAUGGUUAG